Molecule: messenger RNA, 272 nt
Organism: Racocetra persica
Lineage: Eukaryota; Fungi; Glomeromycota; Glomeromycetes; Diversisporales; Gigasporaceae
Source: the annotation of a GenBank genome assembly
AAAUCAUUCUUUUAACAACUACGGUACAAAGUCUGAUUAAUGAAGUAAAAAUAUUAAAAGCUGAUAAAUCAACUACACCAAAAGAUCUUCUAGUACAUGUUAUAGAUAAUAAUAAUCAAACAACCUAUAAAAACGAACUUAAUGAAACAUCUAAAAAUACCAAUACUAUUAAUAUAUCUGAAAAUAACAAAACUACCAAAGCACCUGAAGAAGCUAAUAAAACUAAUAAAACUAAUAAACUAUUGGAGCUACUGAAGCUCUUCACAAUACUA